CUGUCAUGGCGCCGUCGCGCUGUCCACGUGAAUUUGUUGGAGGUUUGUUUCUGCUUGUCAGAGAAUGACAAUUAAGUAAGGAUAUAGUAAACGCAUGUGAUAUAUCCAAAAAAGAGAAACCCCGCUUUGUUCGUGUCCGCGGACAUUAUUUUCAUUUUGGGGAACAAAGACAAAUCCAGGUCAGGAGAACGGUCAGGAGUGGGUCCAGUUCAGAUUGAAUCAGUGUUGUGUCCCCUGGUUCUUUACGGCGUGAAACAGUGCCUGAGAGAGCAUGGCGGAGGAUGGCCGCUCCAACCCCCCUACACCCAAUGUGCCUGGAAAGGGUGUGCUGGCUGGCCGCAGGCUGCCUGCCACUCUCUCCCCCGGUCGGCUGCCCACCAUGCGCUCGCGGGACCUCACCCUAGGAGGAGUGAAGAAGAAAACAUUCACCCCAAAUAUCAUUGGGCGCAAAGUUAAAGAAGAGCCGAAAGCAGAGGGCGGACAGAGGCGGGAGAGGAAGGACGCGGACCGGGGCCGUGGGCGGGACGGGCGUGGCCGGGGCCGCGGACGCCCUGAGGUCAUCCAAUCACACUCCAUUUUCGAGCAGGGACCUGCUGAGUUGAUGGUGAAGAAGAGGGGCACCUAUGAUGGGGACAAGGACACCCCUGCCGUGGGCCCUUCACCCAUCAUUAACAUCAAGAAGGAGAAGAGGGAGACUGAGGAGGAAACCAAAGAGAUACUCCGUAUGUUGGAGAGAGACAAUUUUCUGGAUGACCCUCGACUGAGGAGCGAGCUUAGGAGCUGUCCUGUUCAGCUGCCAUUGGCUGUGUCAGGGUGGGUCUUCAAGGAGGAGUUUAGUGCUGACAUCAAAGAGAGCCUCAAAGCUGAGGAGAUGAAGGGUGAGGAGGAGGAGGAGGAGGGUGAUGGAAUGGACAUGGAGGAUCCAGUAGCCAAAGUCAAAGUGAAGGAGGAGCCAGCAGAUGGUCCAGAAGUCAGGAAGAUGGAGCCCUCUUUCAGGCCUCCUCCUCUGCCUGAGCCCGAGUCAUUGCCAGAGCUUCUGAAGUCUUGGAGCCAGUCCAAGGGGGAGGAGCUGUUUUUCAUGCAGCUGCCCGAUUCGCUGCCCGGGCAGCCCCCUACUGAGGAUGUCCGGCCAGUCAAGAAGGAAGUGCAGUCUGAAGAUGGCCAGAUGCUUAUGAAGACUGAAAAUAGCCAGGAGGAAGCAGAAGAUGAGAAUAACUGCUGUUUGGGGCAACUCCAUGAGGGACUUGUGGGUCGGCUGCUGGUACGCAAGUCUGGGCGGGUGCAGCUCAUCCUGGGACAAAUCACUCUGGAUCUGGCCCUGGGGACUUCCUGCGCCUUCCUGCAGGAGUUGGUAUCCGUGGCAACAGGAGAGGGGAGGAUUGGUGACCUUUCUGUGCUGGGUCAUAUCAAACACAAACUUGUCUGCUCGCCGGACUUUGAGGCUCUGCUGGAGAACAGGGCGUGAAGAACUUGGGCGUCCGCAGGCUGUGCAACAGAAAAGCUCCCACACUGCAUCUGAUCCCCGGACUCACCUCUCUGCAGCUAACUGUGUUCCAGGACCACUUGUAUGACUACGAUCCUAAAUGGACUAAGUCCUACAGCUGAAACCUAGCUGGAGGGAAUUCUGCAUUUACAACUACUAUUUGUCAUUGUUUUUUUGUUUUUUUCUCAGAGCAGUUAACUGAUGGGAGACUAUUAUUUGCUUGGUUUCCCCCGUUAAAAUGGCCUUUGAGUUUCCAUUUUCACAUAAUGCUCUUUCACAUAAUGAGAGAUCUAAUAGGAUGGCUAUGAGGAAGUUUAAUAAUCAUUAAGAUUGUUGCCAAAUUUCCUCUGUUUGAAGUAAAGCUUUGUGUUGGAAGAGAUUUCUCAGGGACAUUGAGAUAAUUGUGGGGCCCACAAAUGAUUUUAUUUUUCCAACAAAAGAAUGUCAUCCGAUUCCCCCUUUUAUUGUAAGACUGAAAGGCUGGAGAGCAAGACGAUGCCAGGCAUCAGAUUCCUGACCUCCUGACUCCUCUGGGAUCAUUCCAAUCCAAAACCUCCAUCCCUAUAUUCUGAGAUCAGCAUCGUCAAGAGGAGUUGGUGACAGUGGUAGAUUGUCAUGCCGAAUAAGCAGUCAAUUCUCACCAUGGUGCUGGUUUUGGUGGUGGGCAAAAUGGUUUUGUCAAUAAAUGUCUUGAACAGAA
This is a messenger RNA of Conger conger (European conger), 2183 nucleotides long. It is a transcript of the gene polr3d, whose product is annotated as polymerase (RNA) III (DNA directed) polypeptide D. Gene Ontology annotation, biological process: transcription by RNA polymerase III. Gene Ontology annotation, cellular component: RNA polymerase III complex. The transcript is spliced from 9 exons. Gene Ontology annotation, molecular function: DNA binding. The record is from RefSeq and is a predicted model, not a curated record. The coding region runs from base 272 to 1465 and encodes 397 amino acids. Lineage: Eukaryota; Metazoa; Chordata; Actinopteri; Anguilliformes; Congridae.